Argentina anserina (silverweed cinquefoil) is the source of this 1170-nucleotide messenger RNA. RefSeq lists its product as uncharacterized. Gene Ontology annotation, biological process: translational initiation. Lineage: Eukaryota; Viridiplantae; Streptophyta; Magnoliopsida; Rosales; Rosaceae. Gene Ontology annotation, cellular component: eukaryotic translation initiation factor 4F complex. The record is from RefSeq and is a predicted model, not a curated record. Gene Ontology annotation, molecular function: translation initiation factor activity; RNA 7-methylguanosine cap binding. The coding region runs from base 1 to 1170 and encodes 389 amino acids. The transcript has 6 exons.
AUGGUAAGUUUCUCCAGUCUUGGAGGCUCUUCCCGGCUGGCCAAGGAAAGGGCCGAGGCUUUCCUCCGUAAAAACCCGAAACUCCCUUACACGGCGGCGACAUCGGUAGCUCAGGUGCUCGGUUUUCCUUACAAUAUCAUCCCGGAGCUCCCCGCCGUCCUCCGCAAGCUUUGGAGCUUGCCGGACUGGCGUGAUGUUGCCGUGUCUCUUGCCCGGAGCGGGAAGAUUGUUGUCUAUGCUGUUAUGUACCUGCUUUUUCACACAGUCUGUUCCUUGAUACUGAAGAAGAAGCAGGUGACCAAGCGGGCGGCGGCGGAGAUCUUCACGCGCAGCCUGAUCACUCUGGGUCCGAAGGAGACGGCGUCGGCCCACUCGUGGACAUUCUGGGUCGGUAGGUCGGCCACUCCCGGCUCAAUUUGCCCGGUCUACACCUUCACUACCGUGGAGGGCUUCUGGAGUUUCUACAACAACAUGUGCCAGCCUAGCCAGUUGACUCCUGGUUUUGAUUUUUAUUUCUUCAAAGAUAAUAUAGAGCCCAAGUGGGAAGGGGAGGAAUCUGUUCAUGCUGAGGGAGGGAAAUGGACUCUAAGUUUCUCCAGAGGGGAAUCUAACUUUCCCUGGCAACAGACGUUGCAAGCACUGGUCAAUGAACAGUUUCGUCAUCGGCAUGAUGUAUGUGGAGCGGUUGUCAAUGUUAGAGAUGAGCAAGAAAAAAUCUCUCUUUGGACCAAGAAUGCAGCAAAUGAGAAUGCUCAGCUGAGCAUUGGCAAACAAUGGAAUAUGGGCUCAUUUAGAGCUUCUUCAUUGUUAAGAUCUGCAAUGGUAUUCUUGGCGGUCAAGCUGACGGCUUCUUUUGGACUGGUGACUGCUGCAAUGCCCCCUCCUCCUCCGUCAUCUUUCGACAGCUAUUGUGGAGGUUCCUGCCGCCUUUGGUCCUCUAGUUGGCUCCAAGCGUGCAACGUAGAUAGAUGUUACCACUUUGGUGAAGAGGCAGAGGUCGGUAGUGGGACGGGUGGCGUCGAAGUCAGACCUAGUGCUGCCUUUUUCGGCAAAGCUGAGCUUGCCACAUCAAGAUGGGCUUCUAGCCAUUCCCCAUGCAAAAAGCAGAAGCUGGGCCGCCCAAAGGGCUUGACAAACAAUCCCAGGGUUGAGAGUGUCAGUGAAAACUGA